Pseudo-nitzschia multistriata is the source of this 750-nucleotide messenger RNA. The record is from the annotation of a GenBank genome assembly. NCBI's taxonomy places the organism in Eukaryota, Bacillariophyta, Bacillariophyceae, Bacillariales, Bacillariaceae.
UGCCCAUGUAUCAAAGGUACGUUACAAAAAGGUCCUAAAACACGACACGAUUAGGGCGUCGUGUAUUGGUGGUGUGCGUUUAAGAGUUUUGCAUAACAAAAUUUCAGAGUUUUGCAAAACAAAAUACGGUUCUCGGCUCGAAAAUUCCGAAAAAGAUAUCACCAUAGCUCUGUUACAGACUGUGCAGACUGCUCUCAUAAUGAAUUGUUUCAUUCAGAUGCUGAAACAUGUUUGAAUCUGUCCACUUCCAUCGCAUUCAACCAGACCCUUUCUUCAUGGCGGCGACCCCGGUAUGCUCCUUUUUGCUGCUGGCGAGCUACCUUGUAUGCUCUGCUCUCGGUUGUUCCGACGAAACCAACGACCAGCGGUUGCCUGGUGAAGAMGACGAGCACGUCGCUCAACACAACCAAGACGAACAAGAGGGACAACUUAUUGACGAGGCGAGCGAGGUUGGACACGAAAAUGACGAACUCAUUGACGAUGGAAGCGAGGCUGGACACGAAGACGAACAAGAGUCAGUACUCACUUACGAACUGAUCGAAGAAGACGAACAAGUCGGAGAAUUCGCGGAGGCUGAAAUGAUCGAGGCUGGAUACGAAGAAGACGAACCAGUGGCAAUCGAGGUCAACGAAGACGAACAAUUUGAACUGCCCGAUUAUGUCCAGGGCUUGGCGGAGGCUGUUCUACUCGACUAGCCUUUCUGGAAUGGUAGAAGUURUGCAUUAACUAGAAUGAAUUUUAUUCUAGYUU